This is a messenger RNA of Mesocestoides corti, 750 nucleotides long. The record is from the annotation of a GenBank genome assembly. Lineage: Eukaryota; Metazoa; Platyhelminthes; Cestoda; Cyclophyllidea; Mesocestoididae.
AUGAAGAGGGAUUCGGAAGUGAUACCUGAUAAAGACUUGAGGAAGAGGAUUGAGUCCCAACGCGUCGACCCCGAAGACGGUGCGCUGUACAACGUUUACAACUUCGAGGACCCACCUCCUCCCUUCAUCAAGUCGGAAGAGGGAAAUAAGCCGACAUCCAAGAACGAACCCUCUGAUGAAGAGGAGGCCAAAGGCCCAGAGGAGAAUUUUGAAUUGGGUGAAGGCGGCAACGCUGAGGAAGAAGACCUACGAUCCUGGCAUCCAGAGUUCCCCAGGGUCCCGAGUGCUGUCAUGAAGAGACUCCUUGUGCGACCUGAGGACACUCGACGAGAAAUCGAUCGGCUUUUCUACUUAAGCAAAAAUCACGUCACUGAAGCGCUUGAAAGAUUCCUCCUCAAAUUUCCUGGUACACAUGUCAUAAGAAUAGAUGGAAAUUGGGCCCCCACGCAAAUGUUUCAUAACCUAAUGGUUAAGAUCCGAGCGUUGUCAAUUCGUCCAGCCGUUGCCCCGUUCACCUUCGUUUCUUCAAGUGGUGGUGCAGGUGAGGAGGAAGAUGAGGAAAACAUGAGUACAAGUGACGAACUGGACAAGAUUGUGGCUAAGCUGGCUGUCCGAAAGAUGCCCACUAAGCACUCGCCCUGGCAGCUGAGUAGGUGGCAAAACUUCUGUCCAGUCCAACUCUACAACGGCAUCCUCGAGUACGGCAAGACCACCUUUGCCUGUGGUACCAAUCGUGCUUUAAAUUCAUAA